Messenger RNA from Periconia digitata, 1744 nucleotides. NCBI's taxonomy places the organism in Eukaryota, Fungi, Ascomycota, Dothideomycetes, Pleosporales, Periconiaceae. The record is from the annotation of a GenBank genome assembly.
UAUCGCAGUUCGAUUAGAUAUAUGACAAAGAAUUUUAUACCUUUCCCUCUAUACACCCUCCGCCGUCUUAAGAUCAUUAAUAGUCAGUUGAUUAUCUUUUAUCUUCUGAGGAAAACGUAUAGCAGAGAGAAUGAAGAAGCAGGAAAGCAUAGAGCUAAUUUUAACUGACAGUUGGGCUGACCUGUCUCUCGUCUCCGUCCUGUCGAAGUACUGGCAGGGAGUGACUCUUUGGCUUCGAGUGCUAUUACGCAUUGAAGUGUCCGGUCUUGACACCGAUUCUAGAACAAUAAAAUCAUUCUCAUUCAUUUCAAACUGCAUACUUUGCUUUGUUAUCUCAUGGUGCUGGUUCAUCUAGUAUGAUGCUCACGAGUUGAUGAUACUACGUGGGCUCGAUAUAACCCAUGGAAACUUUCCUUUCACAGCUCUGGUUUUCCAGAAGGACACCGUUUUGAAUCUCGAAACGAUCAACUGGUCUUUGAGGAGAGAUCGUGAAUGCGUGUGGUUGUCGUCUGAUAUUGAAACUCGAUUUCAGUUCCCACCAUCUUUUAUAAGACAGUAGACAGUUACGUGUGUAGGUAGUUGCUCUCGGGCUGUGUUCACCUCCAAGAAAAUGCGAAUCCUUCUCUUUACAAGCAAAGCAAUGGGAUACUAAUCAUGACACUCGAUAUCAAGGUCCUAUUCUAGUCCCCUUGAUUCGCAUAGACAAAGCUACUCGCUAUAUUCGUCGGCCACGACCACAUCGUGAGGAGCCGCAUUAGCCCGCUACGCGCUUCCGAAAUUAGCGCCUCCAUCCGCGUGCCACUCAACUACCCAACAACCUACCCGCCAAAAUCGACGCCUCACAGAAAGAAGCAACAAGAACAAGCCACAAACUCGACCACACUUUAAUAGAAAAAUAAGGGACCGGAACCGAAGGAGAAACCAUGGCGACGGCAAUGACGCCUGAUGACUCGCAGGGAAGCCAACGGUACGAGGAAGAGCACGUCCACUCCGUCUACGAGCAAAUCGCAUCGCAUUUCUCGUCGACAAGGUACAAGCCUUGGCCGAUCGUAGAGCGCUUCCUCAAAGAGCAGCAAGAUGGCGCCGUCGGAGCAGACAUUGGCUGCGGUAACGGGAAAUACCUGGCUGUGAAUCCGCGCGUGUACAUUGUGGGAUCUGAUCGAUCUCGUAACCUCGCGCAAAUCGCGACUCAGCACUACCCGCAUUCCGCGAUAGUCGCGGAUAAUUUAUCACUUCCGCACCCGGCGUCUACGUUUGAUUUUGCCAUUUCGAUAGCGGUGGUGCAUCACUUGUCGACGCCGGCGCGGCGUGUAGAAGCUGUGGAGGCGAUUCUGGAGUUGUUGAAGUCUCCGCAACAGGGAGAGGUAGCUGCUAGCGGGGGGAAAGCACUGAUCUACGUGUGGGCAUUGGAGCAAAAAGAUAGUCGGAGAGGGUGGGACGAGGGGCAUGAGCAAGAUGUUAUGGUGCCAUGGGUGUUGAAAGAGAAGAAGGAGAAGGCACAGAAAGAGAGGAAAGGGAGACGCAAAGAAGCAAAGGAGGGGGCAGGAGUAGAGGGUGAGAAGUCUGCUGCAGUGAACCAGCCUGAGUCGGCGAAACCAGCGGAGGAUAAGACUUUCCUGCGGUACUAUCACCUGUACAAGAAAGGCGAGCUCGAACGCGAUAUCACUGAAGCAGGAGGAGAGGUGGUCGAGUCGGGAUAUGAGAAGGAUAAUUGGUGGGCGAUAGCAACGCGCAAGCAGUGAAC